AUAUUCAUAGACAAAUACUAUUUAUGUCCGCCAUUCAUUCUUUUGAGUUGCUUUUUCGUUUUACGAUUCCCAAAAGCACGAUUUGUCAUCAAGAUCUACGCAACAUCAUCGUGUACCAUAAUUAAAUAACCUACGCAAAAGCAGCUGAAACAAUAACUUCUACGUUCAAGGCACAUCGCCACCAGUGUAGUGUAACAGUGACGUGAUCCAUCCGUGAGAUCGUAUCGUACUUCCAAUGAUGCUUUUGCUUCCCUUUUACGUUAUCGGUUGCGAAGUAGGUUCGAGUGCCUGAUGGUGUUGAAACUAUGUGCGAUUAACGGAUUAAAUAUUGAGGACUCAGCAUGGGGGCGUUUUUGAAUAAGCCCGAAACUAAAAAAUACAACGAGAAUGGAGAAGGGAACGGUCUUCGCUAUGGCGUGGCGUCGAUGCAGGGUUGGCGAGUGGAGAUGGAGGAUGCGCACCACGCGCAGCUAACUUUAAACGGCACAUUAUCGGACUGGUCAUAUUUUGCCGUGUUUGACGGGCACGCGGGGGCGCGGGUAUCGGCUCAUUGCGCGGAGAACCUCCUGGAAUGUAUCUUGCAAACGGACGAGUUUCGGCGCGAGGAGAUAGCGGAGGCUAUCCGCGCCGGCUUCCUGGACCUGGACAAGAAAAUGCGAGAGCUGCCUGAACUGUCGAACGGGGAGGAGAAGUCCGGUUCGACGGCAGUGUGCGCUUUCGUGUCUCCGAAACAGAUAUACAUAGCUAAUUGUGGCGAUUCCCGCGCUGUUUUGGCGCGGAAUGGCGUACCGAUUUUUGCUACUCGCGACCACAAGCCCGAGCUACCGUCGGAGAAGUCUCGUAUCGUGCAGGCAGGUGGAUCUGUUAUGAUCCAGCGUGUGAACGGGAGCUUAGCUGUGUCACGGGCUUUGGGAGAUUAUGAGUACAAGAAAGUACAGGAUCGUGGUCCGUGUGAGCAGUUAGUGUCUCCGGAGCCUGAAGUUUCUGUACAUGAGCGGUGUGAGGCGGAGGAUGAGUUCUUGGUGCUGGCCUGCGAUGGGGUUUGGGAUGUAAUGAGCAAUGAGGCGUUGUGUGCAUAUGUGCACUCCCUUCUGCAACUUACCGAUGACCUUGUGGCUGUAACUAACCAGGUCAUUGACACCUGCCUCUACAAGGGCAGCAAAGACAACAUGAGCAUCGUGCUGGUGGUGUUCCCGGCUGCUCCCAAGCCAAGUCCGGAGGCCCAGCGAGCUGACAGGGAGUUGGACGAGACACUCCGGCAGAGGCUCACAGCCCUGAUCGAGAAGAGUGCCGGCACUGAAGAACGGGAGGAUUCCUCGUGCCACUUCUCCAGCGUCCUCAAGCAGCUGAUGCAGGAGAAUAUACCGGGGCUGCCUCCGGGGGGUGGACUCGCUGCCAAGCAAGCGCUUCUGGACAAAAUAUACAGGGAAUACUACCCGGAGCACGCGGACAGCUCUGACACCUUCGACUGCCAGGCCGAGUUGGCCGACGCAUUCGGCGCCAACUAGACGGCCGCGAUGAAUCGUACACUAUUACAAUGUUGCCAGGAUGAAAAAUUAUGAUUGCGAAUAAAUAGACUUGUAGAUUUUCUUUGCUGAUUGAUAUCCCUUUUGAUAAAUUUUGUUGUUAUCCAUCCGAAAUGUGUCCGAGACUUUUGCACCAAAUAAGUUGAAAGGUUUACUUGCGGCGUUUAAAAGUUUAAGCCGGGUACACACGGAGGCAACGGAGUUUUUUUUGGUAUCCUUAUUAUAGAGUGGCGAAUGGAAACUUUUGAGAGUUUAGUUGGCUCUGUGUGUACCCGGCUUUUGUAUUUGGAAUUAUUGUCACCGGCCUACGAUAACUUAUUUUUGAUCCGAGUAACAAAAUUACAGAAAAAAAUCAAUAGUUUCCCGCGAUCAACAUUGAUUUGACAUUUCAUUUAUAAUUAACAUAGUCUGUGGUUACCUUCCAAAUUUCAGCAGUUGACAGAUCGCUUAACAACGUUUAUAAUUUAAUUUUUAAUUUGAGCCCCGUCUACUCUGAUGCGUUCUAUGGCUAUCAAACCACUAGUGCGAUAUUGAAAACUUCGCAUUUUAUUCACAGAGUGUUAUAAUUUCUAAAUGAUUUUUUUUUGUUAGAAUAUAGAAUUUUCCAUUCAUACAAAAUCGUGAUUUAUUUAGGCAAUGCAUGGUACGGUGUUGCAGGCAACCUAAAAAUAAUAAGUUUCCUUAUUCUUUGGUAGUUUUUCACUUUAUAAAUUCCUAGAAUAUACUUAACCAUAACUGGACGGGUUCCAAUGUCUUUACUUUUCAUUUUCAUUGUUAAUUUUCUAUUUUUUUCUAUUUAUGUGAAUUGAUAUUGAAUUUGGUAACAAAACUGUAUUCGGUUCAAUAAAAAGAUCUUAUAAUCAUUAUUAUUAAAAAUAAAGGUUCCAAAAUUACUUACCAUAAAAAUGUUUCAUUUGUUGUAAUCAUCUUCCUAUAUUUGUAAAAGUGUACGAUUCACUCUUAACUUAGAUUCGAUUUCGUAGUUAAAGUCGAGUGAAAUUCCGCUUACAUUACUUUAAUUAUUGAAGAUGGCAACACUAUCUCUAUUUUUUGUACAUAAAAAUAGUCACGAAACCUGAAAGUAAUGUAGGUGUAAUUUUGUUUGAUAAAUUUCACCCUUUUUAUGUUGAUCGUCGUUUGACUGUCGCAAGCUUUGUAUAAAAAUACGCUACAGGAAUCACUGUAAUAUAGUUUGUCUAUGGAACACAGUGGCAACAUAAGAAGAGCGCGAACAUUUCAUUAAAUGACUUGAUUGCGUUGUCAAAAAACUCUGUUUUUCAUAGAGGUUGAAAAAAUCUAUCAUCUUUAUUAGUUGGAUUCUGUAGUUACGCGAAGUCAAGCAUAGUGUCCCAUAAGCCAAAAGUUAGAAAACAAAUCGGAAAGUUGCCCACUAGCACUGUACUGUAGCAUAUCGCUUAAACAGUACAACUGGCAACUCAUAAAAACUAAAACGAAACUUAGAUCGGGACUAUGCGAUUGAUUUUUUUUAAAACAUAUACUCUGAGGUCGGUAUCGUCAGUGGGUUUAAACCUCAACCUUUUUACUAGACGGUUAAUGAAAAAUCUUCACUGGUGUUGACAGUUUUUCAGCCUCUAUAUUUUUAAACUCAACUACAGUAGCUUAAAAUUAACUGCUGUGGUAUGGCAACAUUUUGUCGGAGUCAUUAAACGUUUUUUUUUAAUUAGCGUAAAAAUUUAUCGUAUACAUUUGCUCCACAGCAGAUUUUCACCGGUCAUAGAACAAAAUUGUAAAUGUGUGUGGCACAAACUAUCAUCUCAUUCAGCCCUCGUAGAAACUAACAUUGUAGUGAUCAUUUAUUAAAACAAUUUGUAUAGAAUUAAACGGGUUUUUUUCAGUUGGUCCAUUUUAUUUUCGUAGUUUAGAUUUAUUAUUUCUUGUGUUACAUCGUCAUAAAUGUCAUAAUAUUAGAUGUGUAAUAUAGAGAUUCGAGUAUAAUAAAUACAUAUUGUAAAACAAAAUUGUUUACAUAUUAGUUAUUGCAACGUAUUUUUUUUUGUGUCGUCUAAAUUUUAUAGUCUUUUCAUAAUGGCCAGUUUGCAGUAGUCUAUGGAAUAAUUCUUAUCAAUUUUAUUGUGUUCUAAUUUUGUUCGUUCCAUAUGGAUAAGCCUAAGAAAUUGAAAUUGCUAAGAGUACAGAGUUCUCAAUUUAUAUGCAUAGUAUUUUUUUUGUACAUAUUUUCUAUGAUGUCAACUUAAUAGUCAUUAUUAUGUCAAACUUAUAAAACUUCUUUUUUACUUAUUUUAAAUUUGAAAGGAAAUUGACAUUUUUCCAAAAUUACUUCAUUAAUAGAAUUUGAAGUAGGUACAUAGAUUAUUAGUUUUAUUUUGCUUUUCUAAAUUCGUUACGCGUCGGUUGUAUGAUUUAUUUUUUAUUUCCUUUUUUUGGAAUUGCUUUGAAAUUGCUUAGUACUUAGAUUAACUAAUAUGAAUGUCGUUUGGUAUUAUUGAAUCUGCGAGAUAGGUGUACGAAGAUGACCAUUACAAGUACCUUCUCGAAGAAAAAAGAAUUGAUCGUACGAAGGGAAUUCGAAACCAUAGACAUUUGCGCGCGAUUUCAAUUAUUCAAGAAUGGAACUGUUGUAACUUCCGAUUUUGAAUAUUUAAGCGCGUUUAGAUUGUUUUUAUUCUCUUUUGAUUACAAAUACAUAAUAUUAUGAAAAUGCUUCGUAUAAUUUCUCUUGUAAAUAAGAGACAAAUACUUUUGUACCUGUUUGAGCGGAUCAUUAGUGUAUUUGAAGGGACAAAAUUAAAAGUUUCUUCAUAUUUGAAAUUACAUAGAUAAUAAACAUUGAUAUACAGUUUAUGGUUAGAAAUUUAACGUGCACAUGAUUACUGUGACUAACGUUGUAGCAAAAUUACCUGUGGUAUAUAUAAUAAAAAUCCCCAUACAUUGUAAACAUAUCCAACAUAUUUCUUUAUCUAAAUAUACUCAUAUUAAUAAUUAUUUUAAAGAAUAUUAUUAUUGUAAAUUCGAACCAAGAUUCUCAUACGACCAUUGAGAGUUUCAAAUUUGCCUAAAUAUUUAUAAACACCCAUUUUUGCAAGGCCUACGUGCGAAUAUACAAUAAUAACAAUUUUAUAAACUCUUUUUGAAAGCCAACAAUUUUAAUACAAUAUAUCCAAGUACUUUUUACGGUAUGUUAUUUAAACUUAAUAAAAUUGAUGGUUGAUAAAUAGCCGAUUUCUGGUGGCAGCGUAAGAUUCAGUGUUACCAUCAAUAUGUUUUCAAAUCCCAUUUUUUACCCAUUGUUUCUUGGACAGUAUAUAUUUAAUGUAAUGUAUCGUUUUUAUUUCUGUACCAUAUCACGCUAAGCGACACGAUGCCUGUGUUACUUAAUGCGUAUCGCGUUUUUGUGCUAUAAAUAGGUUAUUUUACUUUAGAUAGAUUUUCCUGAAAAUAUAAUUAAACCAAAUAUUUUGGCAGUGGGUUUGAAUUGGCAUAUUAUUGUCCAUCCGUGGAAUACUGUAAUUUCUAUCGUUCGCAAAAUGGCGGCGUGUCUUAUGGAGUGUGUCUCGUUAUUAUCUAGUAGACGCUUGAACAAUAAAUACCUGUACCUUUACAAA
Messenger RNA from Amyelois transitella, 5110 nucleotides. RefSeq names its product protein phosphatase 1B (gene alph). Gene Ontology annotation, cellular component: cytosol; nucleus. The transcript has 4 exons. The record is from RefSeq and is a predicted model, not a curated record. The coding region runs from base 342 to 1508 and encodes 388 amino acids. Lineage: Eukaryota; Metazoa; Arthropoda; Insecta; Lepidoptera; Pyralidae. Gene Ontology annotation, molecular function: manganese ion binding; magnesium ion binding; protein serine/threonine phosphatase activity. Gene Ontology annotation, biological process: negative regulation of stress-activated MAPK cascade; protein dephosphorylation.